Sclerotinia trifoliorum is the source of this 3449-nucleotide messenger RNA. Lineage: Eukaryota; Fungi; Ascomycota; Leotiomycetes; Helotiales; Sclerotiniaceae. The record is from the annotation of a GenBank genome assembly.
AAUUAUAAAUUUCUUACAUCUUCUUUCCUUUUUCUUAUCGCAAAUCUCUUGUUUGCACAAAUACCCCCAGUAUCUUCCUAUAUUAAAAACAUCUUUAAUCUUAUGCAUGUGAGAGUCGGUUUUCUGCCAUUCCGACUUCCUCAUUGCCCCUCAGCCUCUCCCUACAGAAUUCAUAUAUAUUCCGUUUUCCUAUAGAUCGUCUUCCUAUAGAUCGUCUUCCUAUCUUCUUUUGAGGACAGUUGUUAUCCUUAUAUUCACUUCACUUAACUCUCCAUACCUAUCGAUCGAGCCAAGGACCCCUCGGUUUCUUCCAGCCAGCCUCCUUGAUAAGGCUGGUGAAGCCCGUUUGCUUGUAUCAUUUGCAUCAAACCUAGACAUCACCACCACUUGGAUAUGAUAUAUUAAUCCCUCCUCCUCUCUAAUCGACCAUCAUCAAAAUGGCCGAAGAUCCAAUUACAGAUAUCUCCCCCAAGGGAGCAACUCCAGAACCACAAUCAUUCUUCAUUCGAGAUUCUGCUCUAAACUCUCCAACAAACGAAAAAGAAGAUGGAGAUUUGGAAGAACCCCAUGUGAAAGGUCGACCUUCGAAAUGGAGUAUGGGCAUUUUAAAUGUGCCUAAUACUCAUGAAGUUCCUGGUAAGAUUUCUUGUUAAUCCUUCCUAAUUUCAUACAAUUUCUAAUGGAUCAACUUCCCAGGCUCGAUCCUCUUACUCACAGGUAAACGAAACGAACCAUUAGGUUUGCGAAAUGCUCCGGCUAGAACUUCAACAUCUACACUUCCACCUCAAACUCCAUAUGAUAGAAGUCGUGCAGCCUCAACUUGGUCCGAAAAGAAAUUAACAAAAGAUGGCUCGACCGUUUUGGAUCCUCAACCAGAAGAAUCAAGUAAUGAUCCUCUUAAUUGGCCUGUGUGGAGAAGAGAUGCAGCAUUACUUUCGCUCGGAUUAUACUGUAUGUUAGGAGGUGGUAUGACACCGAUUUUAGCUGCGGGAUUUACAAACGUUGCAUCUACGUACGACGUUACAACCGCCGAUGUUGCACUUACAACUGGAUUGUAUAUGAUGGGCCUUGGCGUUGGUUCAGUAUUUGCUUCCCCUACAGCAAUUCUUUACGGAAAACGUCCAGUCUAUCUUGGUGGAGCAAUUCUUUUCAUCCUCUCUUGUGUGUGGUGCGCUCUUUCACCUACAUAUAUUUCACUUCUCAUUGCCAGAAUCGUUCAAGGUAUUGCGCUUAGUCCAGUCGAAUGUUUGCCAUCUGCUACAAUUGCCGAGAUUUUCUUUUUACACGAACGUGCUUAUCGUAUUGGGAUUUAUACUUUGUUACUUCUUGGUGGAAAGAAUUUGGUACCACUUGUCAGUGCUGCUGUCAUUCAAACACUUGGUUGGAGAUGGGUAUUUUGGGUCGUCACCAUAAUUGCUGGCUUUUGUUGGAUACUCCUUUUCUUCUUCGUUCCAGAAACAUUCUGGGAUCGAACACCACGACCUAAAAGAUCUCGAUCUAGAAGUCGAAGCAGGAAAAAUUCAAACAUGUCACAAAUAAUUCAUACUUUGGGAGCGUUCAGACGUUCCUCAAGUAGAGUUGAUGUAGCUCAUCAACCUCAACUCGAUGGAACCGAAGGAGAACAACAACCAAUGAGAUCUCAAAUACAGGUGCGACCAACUGAACCAACUCGAAGUAUGCAUGUUGGUUUCGUUCCCGAUGAUAUGAAUUCAGAUUCAACCUCAACAAAGAUUGAUGAAGAUGAUAAGCAAGAGAAAGAAGAAAAAGAUGCUAUUACUAGGCCUACAAGUCCUCUCACUAGACCUAGUCUCUUAGAUCAUCACGGUAAGCGAUAAUCUUCUCAAAUGACUCGACACCAAGCUAACAAUCUCCCGUGUAGCACAUGUAUCAUUUGAUCCUAACACUACUCGACCCACUAGUCGUGAUCAUCAUGACUUCACACAUCAAGAAGACUCAACAGGGGUACCUACUUUACACAAUCUCAACUCACCUGACUACAAUAAUGUGGAAAAGUCGGGAGGAAGUAAUGUCGAUCGAGGUCGUCCAAUGGAAAGAGACACAUCAGGUGCAACUCUUCGACAUAUUGAAGAAGGUGCUUCUCGUGAAUUAUCCAUUGGACCACAAUACACCAGAGAACUUCGAGAAGGCCCGAGACAAACAUUCACACAACAACUCAAGGUCUGGAAUGGUCGACUGUGCAAAGAUAAAUGGCUCAUAGUAGCCAUGCGUCCUUUCAUUUUAUUCACAUAUCCGGCUGUUUUAUGGUCUUCUAUUGUAUAUGCCUGUUCAAUAGGUUGGCUCAUCGUUUUAUCCGAAUCUGUCGCCGUCAUUUAUCGAACAAAAGAAACCUACAACUUCUCUGCUCUAUCAACUGGUUUAAUCUACAUCUCACCAUUUGUUGGUGGUGUACUAGGUACGGCUGUUGCUGGUAAAGUCAGUGAUGUUAUUGUACGCGCCAUGUCUCGUCGUAAUGGAGGUCUAUAUGAACCUGAAUUCCGUCUGAUAAUGGCAGCACCAGUCGCACUUACCACCGUUAUUGGAUUAAUGGGUUUUGGCUGGUCAGCUCAUGUUCAUGAUAAAUGGAUUGUACCAACAAUUUUCUUCGGUAUUAUCUCAUUUGGUUGUUCUCUUGGUUCAACAACAGCGAUCACUUUCUGUGUGGAUAGUUAUCGACAAUAUGCAGGAGAAGCAUUAGUAACUUUGAACUUUAGUAAGAAUAUCUUUCAUGGAUUGGUAUUCAGUUUGUUCUUUACGAAAUGGUUGGAGAGAAGUGGAAGUAAGAGUGUUUUUAUUUGGUUAGGAGUUAUUCAAUUAAUUUUGAUGGCGGCCAGUAUACCAAUGUAUAUUUGGGGAAAAAGAGCUCGGAUGUGGACUGUUAAGAAGAAUUGGAUUGAGAGAUUUGGAGAGAGGUGGGGAAAAUGAGUUGAGUAGGGGAGAGUUUGAGUGGUUGAAUAGUGAGGGUUGAUGAUGAUGUUGUGGAACUAGAAGGAUGGAAGGAGAUAGAUUUUCAUUUCGAUUGGUUUAGCGAUGGAGUUUCGGUUUCUUUCCUACAUAUGCAUGAUGGAGUUAAUUAUGAAAGUUCAUAUUUAGAAUAUGGCGCCGGUAUAUAUAUUUGGAUGUUUCAAUGGUCUCGCAUUGAUAACUCUUUGGUUGGAAUGGGAGGGAUGGAUGGGAUGGGAUGGGAUGGGAUGGGAUGGGAUGGGAAUUGUGAUAAAUUGGCAUACACAUGCAUCGCAUUGCAUUGAUAUGAUUUUUUUUUUCAUUAUGAUUAUAAUUGAAAAGGAGUUUGAGUUUGCAUUAUACCAUGAAUGGAUGGAUAGUUAUGAGAGAUGAGAUAGGAGGUUAUGAGAUGAGGUUACGGGAGAUGAGAUGAGAUGAGCAGGCCUGGACUUGAAUGAAUUGAACACCUACCUACCUACCUAGCACAUACCUGGCGUGGAGAAUUGAUA